Messenger RNA from Asparagus officinalis (garden asparagus), 363 nucleotides. RefSeq lists its product as uncharacterized. The coding region runs from base 1 to 363 and encodes 120 amino acids. The record is from RefSeq and is a predicted model, not a curated record. Lineage: Eukaryota; Viridiplantae; Streptophyta; Magnoliopsida; Asparagales; Asparagaceae. The transcript has a single exon.
AUGAAGGUGAAUUUGAAGCUUCAACAUUACGAUGGUGCUCCUUUAUCUCAACCUACUAUGUAUCAAGAAAUUGUUGGAUCUUUGGUUUAUCUUUCUGCUACACAUCCGGAUAUUGCUUAUGCAGUGUACAUAUUGAGCUUGUUUGUUGGUGCUCCUAAUUCUACUCACUAUGCAGCUCUAGUUUGGGUUCUCCUUACCUUUAUAGCACUAUAUUCUGGUCAUUGUUUUUUCCAUCAGACUCUCCUGUCUCUUCGUGCAUAUAGUGAUGCCAGAUGGGCUGAUGAUCCAGAUACUCGACGCUCAACCACUACAUUUUGUAGUUUUUCGGGAUCAUUUCUCAUCUCUUGGCAUAAUAAGCAUUAG